Messenger RNA from Branchiostoma belcheri (Belcher's lancelet), 1103 nucleotides. RefSeq lists its product as uncharacterized. Gene Ontology annotation, biological process: carbohydrate metabolic process. The coding region runs from base 38 to 1099 and encodes 353 amino acids. The transcript has 8 exons. Lineage: Eukaryota; Metazoa; Chordata; Leptocardii; Amphioxiformes; Branchiostomatidae. The record is from RefSeq and is a predicted model, not a curated record.
GUUGUUUUAGUUGUCGAAAAAGACUAUAUUUGACGGAAUGGCGACCGACAAGUAUCUGACAGCGAGCCAGAAAGCCGUGGACUGUCUCCUGAAGACAAUUUGCCAGCCAGACUUCAGGAAAGAACACAAGGACGUGGCCUUCUAUUUCAAGUCAGUGACCUCCCUGUUGCUUGCUGGGAAGCACAAAGAGGCAAACUUUAUUCUGGAUCACAUCAGAGCCACCUGCAGGAAAGGCGGCGACUUUGUCUCACCUGGAGCAGAGGAGGGACAGAAGAGUGCGAAUGGAGCUUACAACGAGUUUUGGUCGUACGCUAACGGCUGGAUCGCCAUGGGCGCAGUGCGGCUGCAAAGGUUCGACGUUGCAUAUCCGGCGUACAGGUACUUGGAGGAGAAGUUCUUCCACCGAGAGCUAGGUGGCGGUACCGUAAAACCGCUCUCUAAGACAGAGCCCAACAUUGUGGAGGUCAUUUCGACCUCACACCUGGGCAUGGUGUUCAUGUCCUUCGGCGACCUGGACAAGGCCUGGAGAUGUGGAGAAAACCUGACACUGUUCACCAAGAAAAACCUCCAUCAUGAUGACGAUCCCAACACCUUCUAUCUACGCAUGGAUGACAAGGAGAAACUGAUAAAAGACUUCCCAGCAGAGGCGGCAGCCAUUUGUGCCGUGAAGGCGACUGAGCCGAACCAGCUGUACUUCUUCAUCGGAUAUCCCAUCGCUUUCCUGGCAAAACUGUUCGUGGCCACCGGUGAAGACAAAUUCAGAGACUGUGCUGAAGAGCUUCUUGAGUUCUGCAUGAGGUGUGAUGAGUCCAUCUACAGCUCUAACUUCAGCCACAAGGUGGGGUGGGGGGCGGCCUGCCUCGCCGCUGUCUAUCGCAACAGGAACAGCAAAAAAGAAAAGUACAUCCAGGUGGCUACAAAGAUCGCGGACCACCUGGUGUCUCUGCAGAGUGACCGCGGCUCCUUCCUGGACUCGGGCCCUGAGAUGGACAACCUGGACCAGACCGCGGAAAUCUCCGUUUGGCUGCGCGAGAUCGCCACAGAGCUAGACAGGGUGGCAGAGUUGGACAGGGCUAAAAGCCUCAAAUUUGGCAAUUAGCCCU